CGGCAAUCUCCGCUGUGGGGCUGGCCGGAGCUGCCCGUCGGUGACACGCGUUCCUGAUGGGCGGAGUUGGCUCUCCCGCGCCCUGCCUUGCCCUGCCCUGGAUGUGGGAAAGGGAGCAGCCCAGGCGCGCUCUCUUCGCCUCCUUCUCGGUGGAGUCGAGCAGCAUGGAUGCGGGCUCUGGCCCCAUCAUCAGCCCAGUCUCCCAUCUCCAGGAAGGCCCUUUCAGCUGCCCCAUCUGCCUCGACGCCCUCAAGGACCCGGUCACCACCCCUUGCGGCCACAACUUCUGCCUGAGCUGCCUCGGGGCGCACAGGCACCACCCGGGGGCCGUCGCGGCGGGAAGCGGCGCGCCAAGUAACUCCCGCUGUCCGCUCUGCCAGGAACCUUUCCCGGCCGACCUCCAGCUCCGGAAGAACCACACCCUGGCCGAGCUGCUGCAGGUCCGGCAACCCGCCCCGAGCAGCCCGGGGCUGGCUAUGGCCCCCGACAAGCCGCCGGAGCCGUGCGCGCCCGGCGACUCUUGCGCGCCGUCGGAGGACGCGCCGCCCGAAGAGGUGCUGUGCGACUUCUGCACCGACGGGGAGCGCGCCAGGGCGGCGCAGUCGUGCCUGGUGUGCCUGGCGUCCUUCUGCUCCCCGCACCUGCAGCCUCAUCUCAAAAGCCCCGCUUUCCAAGGCCACCGGCUGGUGCCGCCCUUGCGGCACAUCGAGGAAAGCCUCUGCAAGCUGCACCUCAAGCCCCUGGAGAGCUUCUGCCGGACGGACCGGAGCUGCAUCUGCCAGCUGUGCAAGGCCCAAGAGCACCGGGGCCAUGAAGUGGUGGCGGUGGAGGUGGAGCGGGAGCACGUGGAGGCCCAAAGACCCAAAAUCCUGAACAGCGUUGAGAAUCAGUUGGAUGAACUUGGAGUCACUAUUGCGCAGACAAGGAGGACUGUGGACCUCAUCAAAGGCACUGCUCAGAAAGAGAAGGAAAAGGUCAGCAAACUCUUUGCCGAGACGGCCAGGGUCCUUGCAGCCUUUCAGAAGGAAGUCCUUGGCUUCAUUGAAGAUGGGGAAAGAGCAAUGCUGAUUGGAGCAGCGGAGGAGCUGCGGCAGAAGGAAGAGAGGCGUGACACACUGACCGAACACAAGCGGAACCUGGAGAAGGUUCCCAGCACAGACACCAUCUCUUUCCUGCAGGAGUUCCAAGCACUGAAAAUAGCCACCGAAGAGAAAAGCUUCUCAUGUGCAAGUUUCCCCAAAGAGCUGAGCUUCAUCAAAUCCAGCCAGGCCGUGCUCGCUGUGAAGGAAAUGCUAGUGAACAUCUGCAAGAACCGGUGGGACCAGCUCUCAGGGAACGGAGACGAAGGGCCCAUUCUUUAUGGCAUGCCAGAAGUGACCAUUGAGCCCCCGAUUCCAGAAAAAAGCAGCAACCCCGCCUGUUUGGAGUCCCGAGAUUAUUUUCUCAAAUUUGCCUUCAUCAUCGACUUGGACAGCGACACUGCCGACAAAUUCCUCCAGCUGUUUGGGACCAAGGGAGCCAAGCGGGUGCUGAACCCCAUCGCGUACCCCGAGACCUCGACCAGGUUUGUCAACUGCGAGCAGGUGCUGGGCGAGAACUUAAUGAACCGAGGCAACUACUACUGGGAAGUGGAGAUCAUCGACGGCUGGGUGAGCAUUGGCGUCAUCACGGAAGGCUACAACCCGCAGGAGUCCUAUGACAGGGGCCGCCUGGGCAGGAACGAGAACUCCUGCUGCCUGCAGUGGAACGGGCAGAACUACGUGGCCUGGUUCGGUGGCUUUGACUGCGUGAUACAGCAGCCUUUCUUCCAUACGAUUGGGGUGUACUUGGAGUACUCGGAGAAGGUGCUGACCUUCUAUGGAGUCAAGGAUUCCAAGAUGACGUGCUUGCAGCAGUUCAAAGUGGCUCGCUUCAAGAAGGGCCAUUUUGACCCCUUCCAGAAUAAGAUCAACCACCAGUUUCCGGCGCUCUUUACGCACAACCUCAAGCCAGCCUUCUUCCUUGAAAGCGUCGAUGCCCACAUGCAGCUUGGGCCUCUCAAGAAAGAUUGUGUUUCGGUGCUGAAGCGACGGUAACUCCUUCCGUGUGCGGUAGAGCAGGAAAGGAAUGGGUAAAGAGAUUUAAAACGGGGUCUUUCCUACAACAGCAUGUCACUUCCAUGAUACAGGGUUACUAGGCUCUUCGCCCAUAUAGCUGUCCCUGCUACCUUUUGAGUCAUUUGACUAGUGCCUUUAAAGAUAAGGGGCCUUUUCCGUGUUGGUCUUCUCUCUCUCUCGCCACCUCUUCGAUUUUUAGUCAUAGUUACAGUUUGUUCACACUGAGCUUAAACUCGAAGACCAAGUUUGUUACCUUUCACCUGCUGUUUGGGGAUUUGUUGAGGAUUGAUUCUAGUCUGAACUUUCAUUUUCUGUAUUAAUCCAAUAUAUUUAACACACACACACACACACAGUUUCCUGGUUCUGUACUCAUCAAUUCUAGGGCUUCUUCCUGCUCUCUUAGCCGGGGUGGUGGUGGCGGGGAAAAUAUCAGUGUUACUUUAAGACAGGAGUCAAAAUGUUGUUGGACUACAAGUCCCAUUACCCCUAACUAUAGGCCAGACUGACAGGGGUUGCUGGGAUUUGGAGUCCCCUAACAGCUGGCGAGCCACAGGCUCCCCACCUCUGGCACAGCUUGUGAGGAGUUACAAUUUUUUCUGUGGGCACUGAGCCAAAUCUUCUGAUUUAAACUGCUGUUCUUUAAGAUGGGAGCUGGUGGUUGAGUUGAAUCAGACGACCUACUGGAUUUCUUCUGUUUCUAGGAUAUCUUGGUUUUAGUAGAUAAUUACAGUUCUUCCUAUAAAUUGGGAAGGAUGGAAAAAUAAAACUUAGCUAGUUCAGAGACAGAACUGAUUUUUUACCAUUUGAAGAUUAUUAUUAUUUACCUCAUGGAUUCCCUGACAUUAACUGAAUUGCUGAAAUGCUUGUGUCUUUUAUUAGCCCCGUGGUCUCAGCAUUAUGGUUAUUUUCUGCAAGAGUUUUCUUCCAGUUAUUCAGUUUGUUGCCUAUCUGCCAAGGGUGGAUCUUUUACAAAAUAAAUGGCAGCAUACUGGGUGAAAAAUAUUAUGAAUUUGGUGAAACAUGAUGGUUAAUUGUAUGAGUUCACUCGUCCCUGCUGUCUGGGCUCAUGCAGUUCUUCCUGCCUACCAGCAAGAAACGGUGAGGUCACCAAAGUUAUUUUCUACUUCCCCUAAUGGAAAUAGCUACAGCGCAAUUGCUCACAAUAGCAACACACACACACACACACACACACACACACACACACACACACACACACACACCAUCAUUGGUCAGCAUAUGUUUUGGCGUUUUCAUCUUUCAGCCAGAUACUAAAUAUGUUAGUUUGACUUGAGUUGAACAAGAGACUCUACUUCCUGGUAGAUAUGCCUAUAAAUGCAGCCCUUACAAUUUCACCUAUUGCCAUUGGAACUAGUUAUUGAAAGAAUACCACAAUGAUAGUGUGAUUUCUGUAUUCUUACUGUAUUCUUAAAAACACUUUGGGGAUAAACUGGAACAAUAGGAAAUUUCACACUGAACCAAAAUUGGCUGUAUUAAUUGUUCCUCCAUGAGCAAAACAAUAAAGCCAGUAUAUUUGCUUCCUUAGGUAAUUAAUUCUGUGCUGCUGUUCACCCCAAUUUUGGGUGGUGGUAACCUUUCUGCUUUGUUUUAUUAUUAUUAUUAUUAAUACACAGUUGUAUAAUCUAACAUGUGUGAGGAAAUAAUAAGGAAAAAAGUUUAAAAGAAUCUAGUUGCCAUUAAAGAAUAUGCAAACAUA
Zootoca vivipara (common lizard) is the source of this 3810-nucleotide messenger RNA. RefSeq names its product tripartite motif containing 47 (gene TRIM47). Gene Ontology annotation, molecular function: zinc ion binding; protein binding. NCBI's taxonomy places the organism in Eukaryota, Metazoa, Chordata, Lepidosauria, Squamata, Lacertidae. The record is from RefSeq and is a predicted model, not a curated record.